Messenger RNA from Ustilaginoidea virens, 1152 nucleotides. RefSeq lists its product as uncharacterized. Gene Ontology annotation, biological process: transmembrane transport. Lineage: Eukaryota; Fungi; Ascomycota; Sordariomycetes; Hypocreales; Clavicipitaceae. The transcript has 2 exons. The record is from RefSeq and is a predicted model, not a curated record. Bases 1 to 1152 code for a protein of 383 amino acids.
AUGCCCACGUCUUCAACCUUUGCGGAUCAUGCGUCCAUGACGGAGCUCGCUCGCGACAAGGUUCGCCAACAUGUAGGAGCCACCGCCUCCGCCCCCUUGGCCAAGCACAGGCACGACCCGCCUGUUUGUCCGACAGACGAGGACACGGCACCUCGAAACAACACCCGGUCCUGGGAUUAUGUCUGGAGAUCCGGAGUCGCGGGAGGUGUGGCCGGCUGCGCUGGCAAAACCAUUGUCGCGCCCCUAGACCGGGUCAAGAUCCUCUUCCAAGCGAGCAACCCCCAAUUCGCAAAGUACACGGGCUCGUCGUUUGGCGUCGUCGCCGCCACAAAGGACAUUUACCGCGCCGAGGGUGCCAUGGGCCUCUUCCGCGGCCACUCUGCCACGCUGUUGCGCAUCUUCCCCUACGCCGGCAUCAAGUUCCUGGCGUACGAGCAGAUCCGCGCCAAGAUCAUCCCCCAGAGGGAAUACGAGACGCCGCUGCGCCGCCUUCUCAGCGGCAGCCUGGCGGGAGUCACGUCCGUCUUCUUCACCUAUCCCUUGGAAGUCGCCCGCGUGCGGCUGGCGUUCGAGACGAAGCGGGACGCUCGCUCCUCCCUGACGUCCAUCUGGCGGCAGAUCUACAACGAGCGGCCCGCCGCGAAGCCCGCCGCGAAAGGGGUCUCGGAAGCCGCGGGGUCACUUGUUGACCCUCGGGGAGGGCUCGUCAACUUUUAUCGGGGCUUCUUCCCGACUCUCCUGGGCAUGCUCCCGUACGCGGGCAUGUCGUUCCUCACCCACGACACCGUCUCCGACCUUUUGCGCCACCCGUCCAUCGCCAAGCACACCACGCUGCCGAAGCGAAGGACUCAGGCCUCCGACAAGCCUGCAUCGCUGCGCUCGUGGGCCGAACUCACCAGCGGCGGCAUUGCCGGCCUCAUUGCGCAGACCUGUUCGUAUCCCCUCGAAGUGAUUCGGCGGCGCAUGCAAGUCAGCGGAGCCGUGGGUGACGGCCACAAGAUGCGUCUCGGCGAAACAGCAGUCCUCGUCUUUCGUGAGCGCGGCUUCCGCGGCUUCUUUGUCGGCCUCACCAUUGGCUACGUCAAGAUCAUUCCCAUGGCCGCUGUGAGCUUCUAUACAUAUGAACGCAUGAAGUUGAUCCUGGGUAUAUGA